CACAAUUACUAUUAUAUAUAAUAAUCAGUAAUCAAUUGCAGCUGGUUCCAUCCAAUAUUUCGCGAUUAUCUAUUAACUAUCUUAAUUUAAUCAAGAAGAGCAGUGCAGAAGGUAAUAAUGUGCGGUGGUGCAAUUCUGUCCGGCCUCAUUCCCCGCCGUGUCGGUGGCGGUGGCGGUGGCGAAGACUUCUGGCCAACCGCCACUCCUGCAGGACAAGAAGAAGAAGAAGAAGAAGUUAAGUGUGGCGUAAGUGUUAGUAAUAAGACGACGACGAAGAAGAAGAAAGGGGUUCGGAAAAACCAGUACAGAGGAAUACGGCGGCGGCCCUGGGGCAAAUGGGCGGCGGAGAUCCGGGACCCCAGAAAGGGCCUCCGCGUCUGGCUCGGGACCUACAACACCGCCGAGGAAGCUGCCCGCGCUUACGACGCCGAAGCUCUCCUCAUCAGAGGCUCAAAGGCCAAGCUCAAUUUCCCAUCCCCCAAUCCCAGAAAUAAUAAUAAUAAUAAUCGUAAUCACGCUGCCGGAGCCGGAGUCAGAGCUGCCGGCGACCGUAAAUCCAACGGAAUCAAUGGCGAUAACUGCGGCAAGGCGGCGGCGGAGAAAGAGAAAGAGGAUCAAGUGCAGAAGCUGUCGGAGGAGCUGAUGGCGUAUGAAAACUACAUGAAGUUCUAUGAGAUACCUUACCUCGACGGCCACUCGCCGGAUCAGGAUCAGGAGACCAAUCCGCCGCCGGAGACGAUGACGAUGAUGCAGCUCUGGAACUUCGAUGAGGGCUAACCUAACCUAACCACGGCCGUACCUAUCGAUCGAAGAACUUAAUUAUAAUUAAUUAAAUAAUUAUUUCAUUGUAUUGUUUUUCCUACCUCCAAUUAUUUGUUUUCUUUCUUUUUCCCUUUGUUUGUUGUGUAAUUUAAUUUCAUUUUAAUAUUCUUAUUUUGUCCAAAUAAUGUUAUGCAUACAUUCUUUUCA
Andrographis paniculata is the source of this 969-nucleotide messenger RNA. RefSeq names its product ethylene-responsive transcription factor ERF071. Lineage: Eukaryota; Viridiplantae; Streptophyta; Magnoliopsida; Lamiales; Acanthaceae. Gene Ontology annotation, molecular function: DNA-binding transcription factor activity; DNA binding. The record is from RefSeq and is a predicted model, not a curated record. The coding region runs from base 118 to 777 and encodes 219 amino acids. The transcript has 2 exons. Gene Ontology annotation, biological process: ethylene-activated signaling pathway; regulation of DNA-templated transcription.